Messenger RNA from Cynara cardunculus var. scolymus (artichoke), 1963 nucleotides. RefSeq lists its product as uncharacterized. Lineage: Eukaryota; Viridiplantae; Streptophyta; Magnoliopsida; Asterales; Asteraceae. Bases 479 to 1861 code for a protein of 460 amino acids. The record is from RefSeq and is a predicted model, not a curated record. The transcript is spliced from 10 exons.
UAUUGGCUUUAUUACAAAAUCUUGAUCCUUGCUAAGGUAUGCUCUCUUUUAUCAUCCAAUCCAUUUCCCAGAAAGUAGUUGUAGUACGUUUUAACCACCGAUGUCCAAAAGGGCCUGCAUUUGACUUCUGAGUGUCAAAUGUCUUCACUUUUUACUUCAGACUUAAAAGAAUUGUAUACUUCUGAUGACUAAAUUUGACCAUAUGCUAGCUCUAGCUUCAUUUUCCACAGAUGGUACUUCCUUUGUUCUAUGUUUAUUGGGAUUUCUUUCAUAUUGCGGUGUUUUAUAUGAAAUGCAACAUUUUUCAUUUUGGAAAAUGGAAAUCUUUAAAGUAAAAAUUACCUCUCUGCCUACCAUCUCUUUUGCAAGAAAUUGGUUUAUAUUGAUUUGGGUUCUUAAGAUUCCACCUUUGUCAUUGUUUACGGUAUCUGAGGCGUUUAACUGAUCAAACAGUUCUGUCAAACUUGUGCUAACAUUCAUGAGCUGCAACAUAUAUUUGAUUUAUCAGGGACUUGCUUGUUACUAUUUCAAGAAAGAGAGAUUAAUGGGUGGUUGUGUCUCAUCCCAUGCUAAAAAAUCUAGGAAACCAUGGCAUCGUCAUACCAAAAAGAUACGUAAGCAUGCGAAAAUGAUGAAGAGAAACAGCAAUGCAGGAAAAAGCAUUUUUGUUCGUACCACCACCUCUUGUAAAAAUAUAACUUCUGAUUCCAGUUUUAAUCUCACUCAGACGGAAUGGCACCACAGUCAGUUUGAUGCUAGCGUGAUUUGCCGAGAAGAAUCAUGGUUUGACUCACUCAGUAAAAUCGAUGAAUCUGAGUCUGAUGAUGAUUUCGUUAGCGUUCAUGAGGAUGGUUUUCGUAAUUCAUCAAGUGGACAAGUGCUUCAGUAUGAGACAUCAUCGUGCAUUGCUGAAAACAAGUGUCCACAGAUUCAGAUAAGGAAAUCAGCAGUUAUCAGACUUUCGUUCAAGAGAACGUCACUUGAUAGAGAAGAAACUAGUGAAAUCUGUUCUGCAAGAAAAUAUUUAUAUCGUCCCCGACCAGGACUCUUGAUUCCGCGUUGUACAGAUGAGAAGCCGCGCCCAGGAUGUUGGUCUGCUAUUGACCCGUCGAGUUUCACACUUCGAGAUGACAACUUUUUUAAAUAUAAAACAAAAUCGCCUGCUCCAAGUUAUUGUCCUUACACGCCAAUAGGAGUUGAUCUCUUUACAUGCCCAAGAAAAGUUAACCACAUUGGCCAACAUCUCGAGCUUCCUUCCGUCAAAGGUGACGGAAAAAUUCCAUCUCUUCUCAUCGUCAAUAUUCAGUUGCCUACUUAUCCUACUGCUAUGUUCAAUGGUGAUAGUGAUGGUGAGGGUUUGAGUCUUGUGCUAUAUUUCAAACUCUCUGAAACAUGCGAGAAAGAUGUAUCUUCUCGGUUUCAAGAGAGCAUCAAGAGUUUAAUCGACGAUGAUAUGGAAAAGGUGAAGGGAUUCGCGAAAGAAUCUGUUGUGGCUUUCAGAGAAAGGCUGAAGAUCAUGGUGGGUGUGUUGAACCCUGAAGAACUUGUUUCCAGUAGCACCGAAAGGAAGCUAUUGCAUGCUUACAAUGAAAAACCCGUUCUUUCACGACCUCAACACAACUUUUAUCAGGGAUCAAAUUACUUUGAAAUCGAUUUGGACAUUCAUCGGUUUAGUUACAUAGCAAGGAAGGGAUUAGAAGCAUUUCGUGAACGGCUGAGAAAUGGGAUUCUGAAUCUGGGCCUAACCAUUCAGGCACAGAAGGCUGAAGAAUUGCCUGAGAAAGUGCUUUGCUGUUUGAGAUUGAACAAGAUUGACUUUGUGAAUCAUGGACAAAUACCCUCCAUUGUUACCCAUUCAUGAAGAUUCUUCAUUUUCUGCUCUUUGUUAUUCGACAGACAAAUAUAUACAAGCAAGAAUCAUGUUUCCUCUAAUUGAUGUACUAAUGGGAAUACACAGAGUAAA